AUGGAGUCCACUGUGAGUCAUGUUAAUAAUGAUGAAGACAUUACUAAAGAGAAUAAAAGAGAAAUUGAUAAUAAAGUGUCAAGGAUCUUAAAACUUAUAAAGAGCAGUGGCCAAGACAAGAAAGAAAAGAGUUCAGAAGAAUCCAGGAAAAGAUCAGAACUUAUUGGACUCGUUCAGGAUUUUCACAAACAGUACCAAUCACUCUAUGCACAAUACGAUGAUGUUCGAGGAGAAGCUGGAAAAAGAACCCGUGGCAGGAAAGAAAAAGAGAAACAAAAUGAAAAACAAAAUUCUUCCACUGCACCCAGCUCUGAUUCAGAGGAAUACUACUCCUCCGACGACAUAGAAAAUGGAGAUUUCAGGCACAGGCACAGCAGGGCAUCAUCAGACGUAGAACUUGAAACUGCAAAGUAUGAUGCAACUGGGCUGAGGCCUAUAUUGACACCUCCAGGAUUAGCUAAGGAAUCUUUCAACUUACGCUACAUGGGACCUCUGGGUAAAUCACCAAGGACAAGAAAGCGAGAACUUUCCAACCUUGUUAAGGCGCUUGAGCUUCAUGGGAAUCAAGCAACAGCUAAGGUAAAGGACUUGGAAGAACAGCAAAAUGGUCUCAGGAUAGAGCUCGAAUCUUUGCGUAGCUUGAAAACUGGGCUUGAAAAGAAGCUUGAAGAAAAAGAAAUGGAAGCUAAACAGUUUGGAGAGACAAACGUUCAACUGCAUUCACGGGUUUCAGAGCUUGAAUUGAUAUCAGAAGAUAAAGGAAAUGAAAUUUCUGCAAUGACAGUGAGAAUGGAGGAGAAUGAGAGCAAGUUGACAUCUAGGAUUAAAGUACUAAUGACAGAAGUUGAUAAUCUGAAACUGGAGAUGGAAACUUUAAGUGCUGAAAAAGCUGAACUGGAAGAAAGAAAAAGAAGUAAAAAUGGAGAAUCGGAUCCAGCUAAAAUCUUGCAGCAGGAAUCAGAAUCCCUUCACAGGGAGAAAACUGAACUGCAGCUUCAACUGGAUAUAAAAACAAAAGAAAUUACAGAAAACCUGAAUCUGAUAGAAACUCUAAAAGAGGAAAUAGCAAGAAAGGAUGUAUCUGAACAGGGCUUGCUAAAAGAGAAAGAAGGUUUAGCUUUGCAGAUAGAAGAUCUGAAAUUGGAAGUGUACUCUCUACAUGAACAGAACAAUGAACUAGAAGCUAGAAUUUCAGAAAUGGAGGAGAACUUGACUAAUAAAGAACAAGAGCUUUCUACAGUCCAGAAGAAAUGCGAAGACAAAGAGAAUGAAGCUUCUACUCAGAUUAUGUCCCUGAAAGCAAAGCUGGAUUCUUUGUUAAGUGAAAAGAGACACUUGGAGGCGCAAAAUGAGAGGAUAAAGCAAGACUGUGAACAUAGCCAAAUGCAGGUGGAAAAUGAAAUUCUGAAUUUAACAAACAAGAUUCAAGAACAACAGAAAACACUCACGGAAAAGGUAAAUAUAAUAAAGAAGUUGACUGGAGAGCAAAGAUUAACCAAACAUGUUUCUCCACAUUCCCAGAAACUACUUUCAGAAUCCCACAAGCUUCGAUCAAUGGAUUCUGCCAAGAUAAGUAAUCAAGUUUUAGAGAGAAAGAUAGAUGAAAUGGCAGAAAAGUUCAACAUGAAAAUGGAAAAUCAUAUUCGUCUCUUGUUUCAGAGAAUCCGAGUUGCAGAACAAAUACAUGUUGAAACAAAAGAUGCUUACAAGAAGAUGCUAGAGAAGCUUGAGCAAGAAAAUAAAGAACUCAAUGAAAAGAAAGCAGCAUACGAAGGUGAUCUCAUGAAGAUGAGAGAAAUGUUAUUUGAACCAGAAAACAAUUUACUGGCAGGAUUGGAUUCGAUGCUCAAGAAAAUAGAUGAAGAAAAUGGUAACUUCUUAAACCGCAUUUCCAGAAUGUCAAAGGAGCUUCAGCAUGCAAAGGAUUGGAUCACAGGAAAGAAUCAUGAGAUCAAGAAACUGAAACAUAAUGUGGAAACUUUAACUUCACAACUAGAUGAGAAGGAAGAAUUGGAAGAGGACAGGCUAAAAGUUGCAGACAAACUUGAGAGAAGGGUUGAAGAUUUAGAGCAGAAGCUGCAAGAGAGAGAUGAGAUUUUGUCAACUCUUGGCGAGGAGAAGAUAGAAGCCAUUAGACAAUUGUGUGUUUUGAUUGAUUAUCAUCGCCACAGGUACGAUCAUCUCAAAGAAGCAGUAUCAAAGAUGCCCAUCAAAUUCAAGAAACCAGCUUGA
Molecule: messenger RNA, 2232 nt
Organism: Manihot esculenta (cassava)
Lineage: Eukaryota; Viridiplantae; Streptophyta; Magnoliopsida; Malpighiales; Euphorbiaceae
Product: COP1-interactive protein 1
Exons: 4
Coding region: 1-2232 (743 amino acids)
Molecular function (GO): actin binding
Source: RefSeq, a predicted model, not a curated record